Messenger RNA from Eriocheir sinensis (Chinese mitten crab), 1489 nucleotides. RefSeq names its product alpha-(1,3)-fucosyltransferase C-like. The transcript is spliced from 9 exons. Bases 20 to 1342 code for a protein of 440 amino acids. NCBI's taxonomy places the organism in Eukaryota, Metazoa, Arthropoda, Malacostraca, Decapoda, Varunidae. Gene Ontology annotation, molecular function: alpha-(1->3)-fucosyltransferase activity. The record is from RefSeq and is a predicted model, not a curated record. Gene Ontology annotation, cellular component: membrane.
ACAACUGGCCGGAGUAGUCAUGGGAGUGUCGGAGCGGCGGGGCAAUCAGCUGGCGGUGCAGGUGGCGGUGGUGGUGGUGGUGGUGGUCUUCACUUUCUGGGCCGUGCUCUUCGAUGGAACCCGCAAGCACACCCGCCACUUCGCCCCCAAGGAGGUGAGGGAGAAAGAGCUGGCAGGCUGGGGCGAGGACGGCGGGGGUGGCAGGAUCGAGGCAGGGGAGGGUGCUGCACGCUGCCCUCCGCCUAAACGCAUCCUGGCCUGGACAACCUUCUGGCGCCAGUACAGCUUCGCGUGGGAAAAAAUCUUCUUCAGACAGGUAUCCCGCCAGUGCCCGGAGAGUAGGUGCGAGCUCGUCUACGAACAUCAGCUCCUUGACUCAGUGGAUGCCGUGCUCUUCCACCCACCCGACAUGGCGCCCGCUUACGCCCUGCCCAAGACUCGGCCCCCUGGACAACCCUGGAUAUUCUUCUCCCUCGAAUCCCCCUCCACCCUAGAAUCGCAGGUUAAACUGAGCAAUCUGAGCGGCGUCUUCAACUGGACCAUGACCUACAGACGAGACUCCGACAUUGUGGUGCCCUACGGUGUGAUAACGCCCCGCCCCGUCACCCCCGGCCCCGAUAAGGAUUACUGGGCCAGAAAGUCGCAGAACAAGCUUGUGGCGUGGGCCGUGAGCCAUUGCAACACAGCGUCCAGGCGGGAGUGGUUCGUCAAGGAGCUGGUCCAACACAUAUCGGUGGACGUGUACGGGCGAUGUGGAAGCAAAAAGUGCGGGCGAAACCUCUCCUACAAGUGGGUGGGAACCUUCAACCAGACGGAGUGUAACACCAUGAUCGAGGGCUACAUGUUCUACCUCGCCUUUGAGAACUCCAUCUGUCAGGACUACAUCACAGAGAAAUUUUAUCAAGCCCUAACGUUGGAUGUGAUUCCUGUGGUGCUCGGGGGCGGGGACUAUCUGAACGAGGCGCCCCCACACUCCUACAUCGACGCCCUGGCCUUCCCCUCCCCGAAGAAGCUGGCAGAGUACCUGAAGCGAGUCGCCGAGAACAGGGAAGCUUAUAACAGGUACUUCGCGUGGAAACCGUACUACACGGUGGAGCUGGGUCAUCCGUUCCUCCCGUUCGUGUGUGACCUCUGCGCCAAGCUGCAUGACCCCGCCUCCCUCGCCGUCCCUAACGUCACCAGGUCGGCGAGUGAGCGCGCCGGCGUGGUGGGCGUGACGCGAGGGCGGGACGGCAACGGCAGCUAUCCGGACAUGGCGGGCUGGUUCUCCAAGGCCAGCGGGUGUCGCCGAUGGUGGAAGGACUCGCACGACCACAAGACACACAGCCAUACUAGUAGAUAGCAGCAGAGGGCCACGCGAGGCACACCCAUAGCAGUUAAGGAUAUGAACACACCCACAGCAGUUUUUAGUACCAUGAAACCACUUGACACCCACAUCAGUAACACAGUAAACACAGCUACAUAAGUUUUACAGAAUGGGAGGCAGUCU